This is a messenger RNA of Carassius auratus (goldfish), 1901 nucleotides long. RefSeq names its product anaphase-promoting complex subunit 7-like. Gene Ontology annotation, cellular component: anaphase-promoting complex. The record is from RefSeq and is a predicted model, not a curated record. Gene Ontology annotation, biological process: cell division; positive regulation of mitotic metaphase/anaphase transition; protein ubiquitination. NCBI's taxonomy places the organism in Eukaryota, Metazoa, Chordata, Actinopteri, Cypriniformes, Cyprinidae. Gene Ontology annotation, molecular function: protein binding. Bases 132 to 1832 code for a protein of 566 amino acids. The transcript is spliced from 11 exons.
UUAUUUUGAAUUCGCAUCAUUUCCUGCCGUUUAAAAAACUGUUCUCUGUAGCACUGCUGUAUCUUCCACUGUGUCGCAGCGCGUUUAUUUACUUGAAGUGUGCUUUGAAGUCGAAAGCUAAUCGACUGAAGAUGAAUGUGAUCGAUCAUGUGCGGGAUAUGGCCGCGGCCGGACUGCACUCUAAUGUCCGGAUCAUCAGUAGUUUACUCCUGACCAUGAGCACCAACAACCCGGAGCUUUUCUCACCGUCUCAGAAGUACCAGCUGCUGGUGUAUCACGCUGAUGCUAUUUUCCAUGAUAAAGAGUACAGGAACGCAGCCUGUAAGUACAACAUGGCUUUACAGCAGAAGAAAGUGAUCAGCAAAACAUCUAAGGUGCGUCCAUCCAGCACAGGCAGCACAACAUCUGCGCUUCAGGCUCAGAACUUGCCGUCAGAGAUUGAAGUGAAAUAUAAAAUCGCGGAGUGUUACACUUUUCUGAAGCUGGAUAAAGAUGCCAUAUCAGUGCUGGAGGGGAUCCCGUCACGCCAGAGAACGCCCAAGAUCAACAUGAUGCUGGCGAAUCUUUACAGGAAGUCUGGUCAGGAGCGGUCAGCUGUAACCAGCUAUAAGGAAGUGUUGAGACAGUGUCCUCUGGCUCUGGAUGCUAUUAUUUGGCUUCUGUCUCUGUCGGUGAAGGGGGCAGAGGUCGCUUCCAUGACGAUGGACGUGAUUCAGAGCAUCCCCAAUCUUGAUUGGCUGUCUGUCUGGAUUAAAGCACAUGCUUUCAUACAUGGAGGAGACAAUCAGAGAGCCAUCAACACUAUCUGCUCUUUGGAGAAGAAGUCACUCUUGAGGGAUAACGUUGAUCUUUUAAUCACUCUGGCGGAUGUGUACUUCAGGGCUGGAGACACAAAGAACUCCAUCCUGAAGUUUGAGCAGGCACAGAUGCUUGAUCCCUACCUGAUCAAAGGUAUGGAUGUAUACGGCUAUCUGAUGGCCAGGGAGGGUCACCUGGAAGAUGUGGAGGUUCUCGGAGGACGGCUGUUCAACAUAUCUGACCAGCAUGCUGAGCCCUGGGUCAUAUCUGGAUGUCACAGUUUCUACAGUAAGCGUUACUCUCGUGCCCUGUAUCUGGGAGCUAAAGCCAUCCAGCUGAACAGUAACAGUGUGCAGGCGCUGCUCCUGAAGGGGGUGGCGCUGAGGAACAUGGGCCGAGUGCAGGAGGCCAUCAUACACUUCAGAGAAGCCAUGAGACUGGCGCCCUGUCGUCUGGACUGCUAUGAAGGUCUGAUUGACUGCUAUCUUGCCUCUAAUGGUGUCCGGGAGGCUAUGGGAAUGGCCAACAAUAUUUACAAGACCCUGGGAGCGAACGCCCAAACUCUCACCAUCCUGGCCACAGUGUGUCUGGAAGAUCCCAUGACCCAGGAGAAGGCCAAGACUCUGCUGGACAAAGCCCUCGCUCAGAGGCCCGACUAUAUCAAAGCUGUCGUGAAGAAAGCAGAGCUCCUCAAUCGAGAACAGAAGUAUGAGGAAGGAAUAGCUCUUCUAAGGAACACAUUAACCAAUCAGAGCGACUGCGUGCUGCACAGGAUGCUGGGGGAUUUUCUCGUAGCUGUUAAUGACUAUCAGGAGGCCAUGGACCAGUACAGUAUAGCGCUAAGCCUCGAUCCGAAUGACCAGAAGUCUCUGGAGGGCAUGCAGAAGAUGGAGAAGGAGGAGAGUCCCACGGACGCCACGGUGGAGCUGGACGGAGACGAUAUGGAGGGCAGCGGGGAGGAGGGAGAUCUGGAGGGCAGUGACAGUGAGGCGGCGCAGUGGGCCGAUCAGGAGCAGUGGUUCGGCAUGCAGUGACCCUCAACACUUCAGCUUCAGCACUAAUUACACCAUCAUUCACUCUUCAUGUGUUCUCCAACCGUAGCU